Molecule: messenger RNA, 3032 nt
Organism: Ornithodoros turicata
Lineage: Eukaryota; Metazoa; Arthropoda; Arachnida; Ixodida; Argasidae
Gene: Nox
Product: NADPH oxidase 5-like
Exons: 13
Coding region: 337-2886 (849 amino acids)
Biological process (GO): defense response; superoxide anion generation
Cellular component (GO): plasma membrane; NADPH oxidase complex
Molecular function (GO): superoxide-generating NAD(P)H oxidase activity; calcium ion binding
Source: RefSeq, a predicted model, not a curated record
CAAUAUCGCUACACAUGUCUUACACUGCCCCAUGUGCAUACACUCUCGACCAUGCGUGUGCCCCACGCCCCCUGAGCUAACCGCUAAAUGUUGGCAGAUCACAUGACCCUUUGCACGUCACUCCAGCAGUCUGCUGCCGGUGUUAGCCUAGACGGGCUCUUGGCGGCAGCUUCCUUAUGGCAGUUAAUAUGAUAAUUUUGUCCUUAUGACAGCCUUAUAGCGGUCUUACCCAUCGUAAUAGGAGUCGAUACAGGAGCAGUCGAUUGAAGACAGGAGGAUUUGAAAAGAAAAAGCUCUGGUGCAUUAUACAUCGUUGCCUGGCAAAUCUUGAUUGCUAUGGACCUAAUUGCCUGCCUGUCACGAUCACAGUCUAGGAAAGGGUUAACGUCCGAUAACAUUUCCCACUUGGAACAAGUGUUCAGCGAUGCGGUCGGACCAAACGAGGAACUCCACCUGGCCCAGUUCCAGGCGAUCCUGCAGUCCAGGAACGGGUUCUUCGCCGAGCGAAUGUUCCACGUCUUCGAUACGGAUCAUUCGGGUUCCAUUUCACUGCAAGAGUUCAUCGCCUCCGUGAGAAGGUUCGCCAGUCGGUCGCAGGAUGAUAAGUUGGAACUGCUCUUCACCUUGUAUGAUGUGGACGGUGAUGGUCUGAUUCAGAUGGAGGAGCUACGUGAUGUGAUUCGAGCAUGCAUGGAGGAGAACGAACUGCACUUCAGCGAUGUUCAGGUUGAUGCCUUGACGCGCGUUCUGUUUGAAGAUGCUGAUACGGACUAUACGGGAUCAAUUAGCUUCGACGAAUUUCGAGCUCAAUUGCAGAAGCGUCCGGGACUGUACGAGAACCUCACUAUAAGCAUCGAGCGCUGGAUGCUACCUCCGAAGCCAGAGAAACGCAGACGCUUCGAAAGCUUCUCCUCCAGGCUAUCGUGGCCGAAGAAGCUGACACGAGAGUACGUUCGGAACAAUGUUGUCAGCGUCGGUUUCUGCGUCUUCUAUCUGUCCCUGCACGCGGCCAUCUUCGUCAGCCGCAUGAUAUCGGAAUGGCUGAAGCACGCGGACAUCACCAGGGAGAUCAAAGAGUUCUGGAAUGAGUACAACGGGAUCGAGACGCUGGCACUGGCUGGUAGCAACCUAACCCUCAUAGUGAUGGGGACGAGUGGUGCGGUGGAAGGCGCUGAAGUGGAAUGGCGUCCGACUCCUCCGGACAUGGGGCUGCACAGCGACUACGAACUGCUGGCUAGAGGAUUCGGACAGCUCCUGAACUUCACUUGCGUGGUGACCAUCUUGCCCGUCCUGCGCAUGUGCACCACCUGGCUAAGGAGCCACGGUUUCAGCCGGUUCCUUCCUCUGGACCACCACAUCUACUACCACAAGCUCACAGGAUACUUCAUCCUUUUCUAUAGCAUCGCGCACACCGUGGCUCACCUCCUCAACUUCGCGAGGCUCUCGAAAGGUGACAUGUACGUGUACAGCCUGUACCUCUUCACUACGCAACAUGACAUCGGCUGGGUUGGCGGAACGGCUUGUAUCACAGGGUGGGCUCUCCUCGCCAUUCUUCUGGUCAUGGUACUCUGCUCCUUGCCCUGUGUCAGGAGGAGCGGUAGGUUUGAGGUCUUCUACUAUUCUCACCUGCUCUACGUGCCCUUCUGGUUCUUCCUCAUUCUGCACGGUCCCAAUUUCUGGAAGUGGUUCCUCGCCCCUGGCCUUGUGCUGGUAUUCGAAAUGCUCGUACGCGCCGGACGGUUCUUAAGCGAUUACGGCCAAACAACUGUCAUGAAGGGCGUAGUUCUUCCGUCAAAGGUAACCCACCUGGUCCUGAAGCGGCCUCCGGACUUCUUCUAUCAUCCUGGAGACUACGUUUUCCUGAAUAUCCCGACCAUUGCGAAAUAUGAAUGGCAUCCUUUUACAAUCAGCAGUGCACCAGAAAAAGACGGAGUAAUAUGGCUGCACAUCCGGUCGUACGGUGAAUGGACCAACCACUUGUACCAGAUGUUUGACGGGUUCCGCAAGGAAGCAUCAAAGCUCGGGCCCUCGGCGCAGCUAAGAGGAUCAACACUCGAGAUGCAACGAUUUGACCCCAGGAGUCUGGAACACAUGGGCCAUUGCUUUCGCGACAUGGAGAGCGUGGUGCUCAUGCCGCACGGAAACGCCCCGAGGGAGUCUUGCGCUUUCCUCAACGUCACAAACGAGCUCGAGACUCUCAUGGAAGAAGGAGAGAUAAUCACACAUAGGACUGGAGAUUACUUGAAUGUCAUCAUUGCCAAAGACCCACUCGUGGUCCGCAUCGAUGGACCUUAUGGAUCACCGUCCAGUCACAUAUUCCAAGCUCAGCAUGCUGUCAUGGUAGCAGCCGGCAUUGGUGUCACGCCGUUUGCGAGUAUUCUUCAAAGUAUUAUGUACAGGUACUACCAGGCCAGAUCGACUUGCCCAAAGUGCAGUCAUUGUUGGGUCGCAAAAAAACCGCAGUCCUUCAUGAAGCUUAGGAAGGUGGACUUCAUCUGGAUCAACAGGUCCCAAGAGUCACUGGAAUGGUUCGUGCGCCUCCUCAGCGAGUUGGAGAUGGAGCAAGCCAUGUUCGGCGAUGUCCUCGAACGGUUCUUAGACAUUCAUAUCUACAUCACGUCCGCCUUGGACCGCACGGACAUGAAGGCUGUCGGUCUUCAACUGGCCUUGGACCUUUUGCACGAACGGGAUAAACGAUGCUUCAUAACGGGACUCAAGACCAGGACGCAACCAGGACGUCCCAACUGGGACCAGGUGUUUCGCGACCUAAAAGCGGAGCAGAAGGGGAAGAUUACAGUCUUCUACUGCGGUCCGCCGUCGUUGGGUCAAAUCUUGCAUGACCACUGCAACAAGAACGAUUUUUCCUUCAGGAAGGAAAUCUUCUGAUAUCUGCCCUAUUUUUCUUUUUUUUUUUUACUGCUUUGCAUGCCUUUUUAAUAUUUCUUUACAAGGUUUUAUUUGCAUGCAAUUGUUUUAAAGAUGUCCUGUCGUGGCACGUACUGCUUAUUUACAAUAAAGUAUCGAAUGUUAUG